AUGGAAAAUAUCAUAGAGUCUGGAAGUCAACCUUCUAAAUCUUCAAUUGAUGGGUCUACAGUGGUGGAAGGCCAAACUGUUGACACAAAUAAUCAACAGAAUGUGCAACCUACUACUGCAGUUCCUGAGAAGAAGAGGAAGAUUGUUGACUCCAGAUCUCCAGUGUGGGAUCAUUAUGAAAAAAUUAAGGAUAGUACUGGUGUUACUAUCAAAGGCAAAUUUGUGGAGGGUCCAGGGUUUAAGAAGUUCAUUCUGGUGGCUUGUCCUAGGUUUAAGAUUCCAUCUAGAUGGACAAUUAGUAGGGACAUCAAUCUGAUUUAUGAAGAGGAAAGAUUGAAGUUGAAAUGUGUUUUUAGGGGGAACACUCAAAGAGUCAGUAUUACAACUGACACUUGGACUUCUAUUCAGAGAAUUAACUACAUGGUAGUGACUGCCCAUUUUAUUGAUGAAGAGUGGAAGCUUAACAAGAAGAUUAUCUCAUUUGUCCCUAUUACAUCACAUAAGGGUGAGGCUGUAGCAAAAAAAUUGAAGUCUUGGGGAACAUCUACUGUGAAGGGCAAGUAUAUUCACAUGAGAUGUAUUGCUCAUAUUCUGAACCUUGUUGUCCAAGAUGGCCUGAAACAAUGUGAUGCUUCUGUGAAGAGGGUAAGGGAGGUUGUAAGAUAUGUGAGGAGUUCACCUGCUAGACUUAAGAAAUUUAAGGACUUGGCUGAGUGGAAUGGGAUUGAACAGAAAUCUUCUUUGUGUCUAGAUGUUCCAACCAGAUGGAACUCUACAUAUCUUAUGUUACAAUCUGCAAUUACUUAUGAGAAAGUGUUUGAGUCACUUGAAGAAAGUGAUACUGCCUACAAAUCAGAUCUGUAUGAUGUUGUUCCUAAUUUUCUUGAUUGGGAGUCUGUGAAGAGUUUGGUGGAGAUCUUGAAAUGUUUUUAUGAUAUGACAAUAAGAAUUUCUGGUUCUUUAUAUGUCACUUCUAACACUUUCUUUUCUGAAAUUUCUGAUUUAUACUGCCUCUUGAAUGGCAUGGUGGAAGCUAGAGGGUCUGUGAAACUGAUGGGGGAAAAUAUGAAGGCUAAAUUUGAGAGAUAUUGGGGGGAUAUAGAUAAAAUAAACUUGAUGAUAUUCUUUUCAAACAUUCUAGACCCAAGAGACAAGUUAGAGUACAUGGCAACACAGAUGAAUCACAUGUAUGGUGAGGAAAAAGGUAAACCAUACUAUGAGAAAGUGAUUGCAGCCUUGAAAGAGUUGUUUAAUGAUUAUGCUGCCUCUACUCCUAUAGCUAGGGAUGUUUUAGCUAUACCAAUAUCUACUGUUGCAUCAGAAUCUGCCUUCAGUACAUCUGGUAGGGUUUUGGAUCCUUUUAGGAGUUCAUUAACUCCUAAAAUUGUGGAAGCUUUGGUAUGUACGCAGGAUUGGCUUAGGCUAUCAAAUACCCCAUUAUCAAUUGAGGAAAAUCUGGAGGAAUUGGAGAGAUUUGAACAAGAAAUUGGUACUGAUGGUGGCAGUGGAACUGGAAGGAGUGGUGGUUCUACACUUGCUACAAUUCCUCUGGCUUGGAAGAUGAAGAACAAUAGGAAGAGAUUAGGAACUCUAGGAAGACUAGGAACUUGGAAUAUUCAGUACUUUAUUCAGUUUUUUGGCAUGUAA
Ipomoea nil (Japanese morning glory) is the source of this 1647-nucleotide messenger RNA. RefSeq names its product zinc finger BED domain-containing protein RICESLEEPER 2-like. Bases 1 to 1647 code for a protein of 548 amino acids. The record is from RefSeq and is a predicted model, not a curated record. Lineage: Eukaryota; Viridiplantae; Streptophyta; Magnoliopsida; Solanales; Convolvulaceae. The transcript is spliced from 7 exons. Gene Ontology annotation, molecular function: DNA binding; protein dimerization activity.